Messenger RNA from Vigna unguiculata (cowpea), 1082 nucleotides. It is a transcript of the gene PBS2, whose product is annotated as cysteine and histidine-rich domain-containing protein RAR1. NCBI's taxonomy places the organism in Eukaryota, Viridiplantae, Streptophyta, Magnoliopsida, Fabales, Fabaceae. Gene Ontology annotation, cellular component: cytoplasm; nucleus. Gene Ontology annotation, biological process: defense response to bacterium; defense response to fungus. The record is from RefSeq and is a predicted model, not a curated record. Gene Ontology annotation, molecular function: Hsp90 protein binding.
UUUCCCUUUACUCUAUUUCAAUUUUCAAGAAUUGAAACAGCGUCAAAGCCCAACCCGUCUGAGUUCUCACAAGGUAAAGUCCUCGUGUUAUUCUCUUGCGCCUGAAAGCUGAUUGUGGUUGUGUUAUCACAAAACCACAGGGAUUGUGCCUACUUUCAGAAUGGAGAAGACAACACUUAUGGUUCGAUGCCAGAGGAUUGGGUGCGACGCCACCUUCUCCGAGGACGACAAUCCUGACGGUUCCUGUCGAUACCAUGAUUCGGGGCCUAUAUUUCAUGAUGGAACAAAAGAAUGGAGUUGUUGCAAGAAAAGAAGUCAUGAUUUUAGCUUGUUUUUGGAAAUUCCGGGAUGUAAGACUGGAAAACAUACAGCAGUCAAGCAAGUAAUUGCGCCAGUGAAGAAGAACACCACGCCCCCUCCAACUGCUGUUUCUUCAACCAAUGCUUCGUCAAAGGACACUUGUUCCAGAUGUAGGCAGGGUUUCUUUUGCUCAGACCAUGGUUCACAAAGCAAACCAGUUAACGUUGUAGACAAGUCCCCAAAUCUUGUUGGAGACGUCUCUGCUGUUAACAAUUCAAGUGUUAAGGCUCCAAAACCUAAGAAGAUCGUCGAUAUAAAUGAACCCCAAAUAUGCAAAAAUAAAGGAUGUGGUCAAACGUUCAAGGAAAAGGAUAAUCAUGACACUGCUUGCAGCUACCAUCCCGGCCCUGCUGUUUUUCAUGACCGGAUGAGAGGGUGGAAGUGCUGUGAUAUUCAUGUAAAAGAAUUUGAUGAGUUUAUGAACAUUCCUCCAUGCACAAAGGGAUGGCAUAGUGCAGAUCCAGAGUCCUGAUCGCGGAAGACACUGAAGAACCUUUUUUUCCUUACAAUAGCUGAUACUUUCAUUGAGAUGGAAAAGGUAAUGUUGAUUGAUGUUUUGAUGUCAUUGAUUAAUUAUUGGAGAAAAACAGCAGUGUCUACUCUUUUUGCAUACCUCUAUUCUUAAUUUUCUUAGUCAAUCCAUCUGGAUGGUUAUUGUGAUAGUAUACUAUGUGAAUCUGUUUUCCUGAGUUCUUCGAAUGUCGUAAUUUGCUUUUGUUGGA